UAUAGUCACGUGCUCUAUGGUAAAACACAAAGACGGUGUAUUUGUUGCAGCUGGACCCUGUUUGGUAGAUUUUGAGACCUAUACAAUUCAGGUAGCGUGUCUAAAGAUGGCGCAAUCUGAGAGGAUGUUCAGAGACUUGUUAUGCGAGAGCCGGUCUCAUCCUGUGGAGUCUACAGACCCCAACACUGCACGCACUAUCGACGACCUCAAGCGUCAGUUGAAAGAAGCCAAGGCUGAACUAGAAGGGGAGCGAACUAAGGCUCGGUUGCUUGUGUCUCAGUGUGAUAAGGAUGUUCGAAGGAUCAAAGAUGAGGCGGAUAAGAAACUAAGUGCUUCACUGGAGGCGUUGUCUAUUCGUAAAGAGCAAGAACGGAGUGGUGAUGUACGUCGUGUAGAGGAGAGGCUGCGGAGAGAAUGGGAGGCGGACCUUCGAGCAUUGGAGGUUAAAAAGAACGAGGAGUUGAGUAGAGCCCAGCGCAAAUGGGGACAAAAUCGUGAUGAGGAGAUUCGCCGUGCUGUGCGUGAGGAGAGAGAGAAGUGCUUUAAAGAAGUAGGCGGAGUCUCAGAGGAGGCGUGGCAGAAGGAGGACAAACUAACGAGGGAGUUGUUUCAGCUGAGUCAGCAGAACUCGACACUAGAUGAUCAAGUGUAUCGUCUUAGUCGUGAGAAUAAGUCUCAGAUUGAGCAGAUGAGGAGAAUGAAACACGAGCACGAGUUAGAAAUAGCAGAUAUCCUGAGACAGCAUCAGACAGAGGCUUCAAGGGACUUUGCCCAGCUGCGACUAGCUGAGCAGAUCCUUGCUGAGCGUGAGCAAGACCUUCACCUGGUGGAGGGCAGGGCAGAGAGGGAGAGGCUGGAGAGAGAGGCCAUGCUGGAGGAAAUGACAGCCAUUAAGAGUGUUCUCAAUACUUCCACUUUGGACAGAACUGAAAGCCCACAGAGCUCCAGGCGUAGUGUUGGUGGAGUUGUACAAAGACGACUAGAAGAUUUAGAUGCCACUCUCAAAAGGCUGGAAGAAGACAAGUCCAAUCUUAAACAGGAAAAUGCAUCCCUGCGUAAGAAGAUAUUGAUGGAUAGCCCUGCUGGAGAUGGGAAGGGGGCAGCAAAGGACGAGGAGAGGACACGAAAGCUCCGCAAACGCAACGCUGAGUUGAUGAGCCUUGUGAAAACUUUGGAGGAGAAAUGUAAAUCUCUUAAAUCUGACUACGAUCACAUGAAGAGUGGGCCCAGUGAUAGUGAAGCUGCUGUGAGGAGGGCUCUGAGUAGACACCACGCCAAAGACAUCAGUGAGUACACGAAACAGAUCCAUGGCAAGGAAAGAGAGAUAUCUGAACUAAAGAGGCGGCUGGCCAAGUUGGAGGUCAACUCUAAACCACCCUCUGAGUCAACAUCUGAGCUAGAGAAGAAGAUCAAGAUCAUGGCAAUGGACAGGCUUAAAAUGGAGAAGGUGGUGACAAAACUUUGCUCUCAACUCCCUGGAGAGGACGACCUGACUGUACUGUCCCAGUCUGAGCUAGCCUGUGAGGCCUCGGCAGUGGAGGCAUUGGAUCUGGAGAACCAAUCACUCAAGAGGCAGCUGUCUCAACUACAAGAGGAGGGGAGCAGCAACGAAGAGGGGUCAAAGGUCAGUCAGCUACAGGCUGAAGUGGACAGACUGUCUAAAUUUGACUUGCAAGUCAUCUCUCUACAAGAAUCACUUGAUCAUACCAACUCUCUGAACUCUGAACUGGAGCAACGCUGUCACUCGCUAACUAGGAAGUUACAAGUGUCUGAGCUGGCGGUGACAGAGUUACAAGGUAACGCUGAUCAUGUGACCUCGUUGGAGGGGGAGGUGGAGCGUCUGUCUACGAGUGUACAAGAACAAGAGGGCAAGGUUCAAACACUACAAGUGGAGGCUGCUCAAGCUAAGAGUGAGCAAGCACAGCACCUACUGACACUACAGUCUCAGCUGGAUGAUCGUGAUCAGCUACUCAAGCAGCAACAAUUGCUGUGUCAGCAAUUACAAGAUCGUCUCAACCAAGCCCCUGCUUCAUCAGAGGUCGGAGUUCAAACUGCAUCCAGUGAUCAAAAGAAGGCUAUCGUUACAAGUCAUGUGAUGUCCAGCCCUCCUCUCCUAUUGGCUGGCUCUUCUACACCACUUAAAGUUGACCUCUUGAACUCUAGUUUGGAGCGUGAAAUGAAGGCAGUGGGUGUAGAGGUCGCUGACCCCUAUGAUAGCAGCGAAACUAAUCUCAGUAUCGGCUCAGUGGAGAGUAUAAAGAACGACAAGAGUGACGACGCUGUGAGUAUAGCAUCGUCUAUACCGGAGCAAUCACUGGAGGAGACACCAAAGAAAGAAGAGAGGACGUACGUAGAGGAAGAAGAUGGAGUGGCAUCAUUAGAACCUGUGCUCUUUAUCGCUAAGUUCAACUACAACCCAGCGGAGAACAGUCCUAACCUUGCUUACAGCCUGGAGCUACCCCUCACAGCCGGGGACUAUGUGUACGUGUAUGGAGAGAUGGAUGGGGAUGGCUUCUAUCAUGGCAAGCUGCUCUCUGGAGUCACUGGACUAGUGCCCUCCAACUUUGUAGAGCCUGUCACGGACGAUGGAACCCCGCCCACUCGCCACCCAGCACCACACAGAGGAUCAACUAACCUCCAGGACAUACAGGAAGUGGACGAGGACAUAUCAUCUGCUGACUCAGCAGAUGAGUUGAUAGCUCCAACAGAUCUUGAGGUAGAGCGACAGUUUGUGGAUGGUGGAGGGACCAGUGUGGCAGUGAGGUGGUCCCCUCCCCCCUGUACUGUGACUGGCUACACCCUCUAUCUCAAUGGAGAGCUCAGAGGGACAGUGGAGGGGCCAGAGGAGACCUCCCUACUACUUAGUGAUGUCCCUCUCAAUCAGCUGGUGAGGAUCACUGUGAGGAGUGUGUGUGAUGAGGGGGAAUCACCUGAUAAUGCCACACCCAUCAUCCUCAACCCUCAGUAUCCUGAUCCCCCUGGCAACGUGUUGGUUACCAUGCUAGACACACCUACCUCUCUCCUCGUCAACUUCUCUCCACACCCUCACACCAUCACACCAAUCACAUCCUACACUCUCUAUUUGAACACCCACGCAGUCACUCAACUGGAGACAACAGAGUCUACUGCUUGUCAGCAAUCUCUCUCUGUGUUGGUACUGCCUCGAGAUGUGCUCCAUCUUCAAUCAGAGCUCACUAGUACCUCCACUGUACAACUGACCGUUACCGCUAGCAACGAGGAUUACGAAUCCCUACCCUCCGCUAUAGUGGGUGUGGCCUCGAAGCUUAUAGCCCACCUCCUGUUGUCGGAUGAUAGCCAAGAGUCUGAGGGGUCAGAGUACGAUACAGCUAAGAGAGAAGAGGAUCUUCAGUUGAGACAAUCUACGCAUAUGGAGUCAAAUGGAGACAGUACUCACGUUUCCAACGGCAACGGAGAGGCUAAGUCCGAUAAAGUUCAAUAUUAUCGUGCUCUGUACUCAUACGACCCUACUCAUCAGUCUCCUAACAUUGAGCUAGCUGAAGAAGAGUUAUGCUUUAAUGAGGGGGAUGUCAUAGUGCGUGUGGGUGGAGAGGAUGUGGAUGGUUUCUUUGAUGGUCGUUCCCUCCUGGGAGGAACUGGACUAGUACCUAGCAAUAUGGUGGAGGAGAUACUGGACAUUGAAGAACUUGCUCGCCUUGAGCAAACCAUGGAUGCUGUCCAUAGCAACGGUUGUUCUGAGACUCUGCCCCCUGACGACAGCCCUCGGGUAUUGAGGGCAGUACAUGACUACGAUCCUAACAUGGAUUCUCCUAAUGAUAACUCUGAUGUGGAGUUGACCUUCAGUGAGGGUGACCUGAUCAAGGUGUAUGGCCGACCAGACUCCGAUGGUUUCUAUCAGGGAGAGCUGGGUGAUAAGAAAGGGCUGGUACCUAAGAACUUUGUGGAGGAUCCCUCAUCAUCUGACGAGGGAACAGACAAGAAGAUGACAAAGCUCAUCUUAUCAAACAAUACAGAAGAACACUUUUCAAACUUAAAACAUUCCGAUUAGCAAUAUUUUAGGGGUUGAUUUACGAGUGCCGCGUGUAUUGAUUGUGAUGUGUUUCUAUUUAACCGAAUUUUUAUGACAAUUAUCAUUUUACACAUG
Messenger RNA from Halichondria panicea, 4123 nucleotides. RefSeq names its product peripheral-type benzodiazepine receptor-associated protein 1-like. The coding region runs from base 17 to 4027 and encodes 1336 amino acids. The transcript is spliced from 19 exons. The record is from RefSeq and is a predicted model, not a curated record. Gene Ontology annotation, biological process: neuromuscular synaptic transmission. Gene Ontology annotation, molecular function: protein binding. Lineage: Eukaryota; Metazoa; Porifera; Demospongiae; Suberitida; Halichondriidae.